CAAUGGGAUAUUUGUGUGUGUUUUAGGUACUGGGUGCCAGUGGAGUAUGAGGACGAUCAGGAGAAAGACAAAGAGAAAGAGGGAGACGAUGAGGACAAGCAGCCUGAAGAAGACUUCCAGUGUGUGGUUUACUUCUGGCAGGGCCGUGAGGCCUCCAACAUGGGCUGGCUGACCUUCACUUUCAGCCUGCAAAAGAAGUUUGAGAGCUUGUUCCCAGGCAAACUGGAGGUUGUGAGGAUGACCCAGCAGCAGGAGAAUCUUAAGUUUUUGUCCCAUUUCAAGAGGAAGUUCAUCAUCCACAAAGGCAAGAGGAAGCUAAAAGUGGACAGUGUUCAGCCAAGCUUAUACCACAUCAGAACCAAUGGAAGUGCGCUAUGCACCAGGUAA
This is a messenger RNA of Sinocyclocheilus grahami, 387 nucleotides long. RefSeq names its product protein flightless-1 homolog. The transcript is spliced from 2 exons. Lineage: Eukaryota; Metazoa; Chordata; Actinopteri; Cypriniformes; Cyprinidae. The record is from RefSeq and is a predicted model, not a curated record. Bases 160 to 387 code for a protein of 75 amino acids.